UUACGAUUCACUUCGCGUCGGACUGUCGAACAUUUGUGGUGUUGAUGUUUUGAUCCGAACGAAUAGUUUGUAAAUUUAAUAUAUCGUUAAUUAUAACUUAUUCGCACGCAAACUCAGAAUCAUUAUUAAAAGCAAUUGGCGUAUAUUAUGAUUUGAUAGUUUUUGCGUUCGCUUUAUGUAACAAUGGAUAUACCAACUUCAACUAGCCUGAAUCAUAGUGGACUCACGCACAAUACAGAUGGAUUCUUAGGCAUUCCUAUUGAAUCGUCAACUCUGGAUGCUCUGGCAACCAAACGAAGAAGCUCCUCACGCACAAUAAAACGCAAGAAGUUUGAUGAUGAAGUGGUGGAAACAACGUUUAACCUACAGCCACCAGCCACAAGUGCAAAGUCGACAUCAAAAUCGCGAACAGUUUCUGUAUCUGCCGGUCCUAUGGAUGUUUUGCCAACACAAACUUUACCUACGCCAAUACCAAUUCCAACCACCUUAGCACAAUCUGAUAGAUGCAAUCGGAGACCCACUAGACCGAGUGGUUCAAAUCCUGGACGAAAAAACAAAAAGAGUAAAAAUCACUCGCAUUCCAUAAAUGCCACUAAAGAUCUUGGGCGAUGGAAACCCGCAGAUGACUUGGCAUUGAUUACUGGUGUACAGCAAACAAAUGAUCUGAGAAUGGUUCAUCGAGGUACAAAAUUUUCCUGUCGCUUUACAUUGCAAGAAAUACAACAAAGAUGGUAUGCACUGUUAUAUGACAGUGCAGUUUCUCGUGUGGCUGUGCAAGCUAUGCGCAACUUACAUCCUGAAUUAAUUGCCAGUAUACAGGCAAGAACGUUGUAUAGCAAAGCUGAGGAGGAUCUGUUAGGCACUGUUAAAUCAACUUCUCAACAAACAUUGGAAGUAUUUCAAGAAUUGCUUGAAGCAAAUGCACAUACGUUUUAUCCAGCUAGGACUGCGAAAGCAUUGCACAGUCAUUGGCAGCUUAUGAAACAAUAUCACCUAUUGCCAGAUCAGACAGUGCAGUGCUUGCCUCGUGGUGAACAUGUAUUGAACUUCUCUGAUGCUGAAGAUAUGAUCAACGAUAAUGAAUUAAUGGAACCAAAGGACGAAUUGGUAGAUUCUGAACUGGCAAUGGCUGACAGAAAGAAUAAAAAAGAAAUUAAAAUAUUGGAAAACGAGCUUGGCAGAUGGCAAGUACUUGUUGACAAUGUAAUUGGCAGCAAUCCGCCAGAUUUUGAUAAUCAGACCUUAGCUAUUCUCAGAGGCAGACUUGUCAGGUAUCUCAUGAGAUCUAGAGAGAUUAGUGUAGGACGUUCCACAAAAGAUCACACUGUCGAUGUGGAUCUUAGCUUAGAAGGUCCAGCUUGGAAAGUUUCGCGUCGACAAGGUACCAUUCGUUUAAGAAAUAAUGGAGAUUUCUUUCUGUCAUCCGAAGGAAAGCGGCCAAUUUUUGUGGAUAGCAGACCAAUUCUGGCUGGCAAUAAAAUGAAACUGAAUAACAAUAGUGUGAUUGAGGUUGCAGGAUUAAGAUUCAUAUUUUUAAUAAAUCAAGAACUCAUCUCUGUGAUACGGCAAGAAGCUGUUAAAUUGAAUUUAAAUCCUUGAAGCAUUUUGAAAAACAAUGGACAAUAUCAAGUAUUGUGGUUCACAGUAAUUGAUAAAAUACCUUUCCUAAAUAUAAUCUAACUUUUUACAUCUAAAAAUAGCAAAUACAUUGUAUAGAUACUCAUUGCAUAUUAUCUCUUAAUUUGCUCGUGUCUGUAAGACUAGUAUAUCAUAGAAUAUUUUAUUAAAAAAAUUUUUUUGUAAAAACAAAAGGAGAAAAAGAGAACAAAUCAAAAUAUUAUCAAUUAAUGAACAACAGUUAAUAGAGUUUAAUGCUAAACUGUAUUUAUGCAUAAAAUAUUUUAAGAAUCUAACGUAGGCUUGCAUAUAUAUUGUCUGGAAAAAAUUUUUCUAUUUUUGCUUAUAUAUGCAACAUUGCUAUAUGUGCAACAUUUUUAAAUCCACUCGUACUCUUAGUGUUUGCACAUUAAUGAGUGCUUUUACAUACUUAUGAAACUAAAGUUAUUUAGGCAGUAUAUAAUAUACAUUGAAGUAUACAUUAACUUUAUUAUACAUAAACUUUUAAUAUAAAUUUAAAUAACAUUUAGCAAUAUGUAUCUGCAUAAUAAAUUAACUUUAGUCGCGCAAUAUUAUACAAGUUUCUUUACGUUUUUAUAGAUUCUAAAAGCAAUUGCAUAAAAUCUCGGACAAAUCUGAAUAGCAAAUUAAUACUGUUUGUUUAUUUAUAGAAGUAAUUUUAUUAUAAUAAACUAUCAUAUUGU
Molecule: messenger RNA, 2321 nt
Organism: Linepithema humile (Argentine ant)
Lineage: Eukaryota; Metazoa; Arthropoda; Insecta; Hymenoptera; Formicidae
Gene: Rcd5
Product: microspherule protein Rcd5
Biological process (GO): positive regulation of transcription by RNA polymerase II
Cellular component (GO): Ino80 complex; NSL complex; MLL1 complex
Molecular function (GO): protein binding; G-quadruplex RNA binding
Source: RefSeq, a predicted model, not a curated record